This is a messenger RNA of Exophiala bonariae, 1080 nucleotides long. RefSeq lists its product as uncharacterized. Lineage: Eukaryota; Fungi; Ascomycota; Eurotiomycetes; Chaetothyriales; Herpotrichiellaceae. Gene Ontology annotation, biological process: mRNA splicing, via spliceosome. Bases 1 to 1080 code for a protein of 359 amino acids. Gene Ontology annotation, cellular component: U2-type spliceosomal complex; post-mRNA release spliceosomal complex. The record is from RefSeq and is a predicted model, not a curated record. The transcript has a single exon.
AUGCAAGGCUUCAACAUGGGACGGUACGUCCCACCGGACCUCGAAGGAACAGUAUCCUUCAACGCGGCAUCAGGCAAGGGCCACGCACUCGGCAACCGGGCACGAAAACUCAAGACCGAGGGAAUCCUGACCGUGCGCUUCGAGUGCCCGUUCGCAAUCUGGUGCACCACGUGCUCCCCAGAACAGAUCAUCGGCCAAGGCGUGCGGUUCAACGCGGAGAAGAAGAAAGUGGGCAAUUACUUCAGCACGCCGAUCUGGAGCUUCCGCUUCAAACACACCGUCUGCGGCGGGUGGUUGGAGGUCCGGACCGAUCCCAAGAAUGCGGAAUAUUUGGUCGUCGAGGGUGGGAGGCGCCGCGACACCGGUGUGGACAAGUUGCUUGAUGGGGAAGUGCGGAUCGGUGUGUCGGAGGCGGAUAAAGACAGAUUAGAGAAGGACGGCGGGUUCGGCGUGCUGGAGAAGAAAGUCGAGGAUAAAUCCGUCUUCAAUGCCCAGAAGGCGCGCCUUGAGGAUCUUUCAAAGAUCAGUGACCGCCAGUGGGCCGAUCCCUACGAGAUGAGUAAGAAGCUCCGUGCCGAGUUCAGGGUCGGGCGCAGGAAACGCCACGCUGAUGAGAUGUCCGGUGACGCGCUCAAGGAGAAGUUCGGCAUUGGGGAGGAGUUGCUCAUGCUGCCGGAACGGUCCGAGGAUGUUGACCGUGUCAAGUAUAUUGAUUUCGGGGCGCGUGCUGAGAGUUCAGGGUCGGUCUCGGGGUCGUCUUCAAAACCGCUCUUUCAGACCAUGCAGGAGAAAUUGCCUUCGAGGGUUAAAGCCAGGUCAUUCACUGACUCUUCAACUGCUACGGCUGUGGCUCAGUCGAAAAGGGCCGUGCUGCAGAACGAGCUCAGGACAAACACGCGAAUGGCUACGGAUCCGUUUCUACGAGACACCGACCCCUGGCAGCCCAGGGUCAAGCGGAAACGGGAUCCUGCAGACGAGCAGGAACAGACCGGGCUACAAGCACAAGCACCAAAACGAGAUAAGAUUGCAGCGGGAGAAAGCAUGGCGUUGGUUGGUUAUGACUCGGAUUCUUCAUCAUGA